Thalassophryne amazonica is the source of this 4687-nucleotide messenger RNA. RefSeq names its product gamma-aminobutyric acid (GABA) B receptor, 2 (gene gabbr2). Lineage: Eukaryota; Metazoa; Chordata; Actinopteri; Batrachoidiformes; Batrachoididae. Gene Ontology annotation, biological process: G protein-coupled receptor signaling pathway; gamma-aminobutyric acid signaling pathway. The record is from RefSeq and is a predicted model, not a curated record. Gene Ontology annotation, molecular function: G protein-coupled GABA receptor activity. Gene Ontology annotation, cellular component: membrane; G protein-coupled receptor heterodimeric complex.
GACUCCCACCGGCUGUCAGCAGCGACUCUCUGAUCACCUCCACCUCCGGACGUCAGUCGUCCACCUCCGGACACCUUGUGUUUCUGUUCCGUGUCCUCUUGGUGUCCGCUGGCAGUGUUUUGACGUGAUUCUGGGCUGUGUUUGACAGGGAUGCCCACAGUUGCCUAUGUCUUGCUUGGGAUCUUCCUCCAGCUGUGAUUUUGUAAUCAGUAAAGAGAGUCCAGCAGGGUGACUCCUGCUCAGACUUUUAGGGGUCUUCGUGCGCCAUUCCGGUGCUGGCGAUGAAUUGACAGGAGAUCGUUUGGAUGACGGACAUCGACCUGUCCCGCUCUGCGCCUUUGGGAUAUUGUUCCAGAAGAGCUGUUCUUAUAGAGUAGAACAGUUUGCUCACUUUGCAGCCCGUGCACGGGAGCAGCGUGCCCACUGCAGGGGCUGCUGCGGCUUUCCAUCCGGCACCGCUUCCACUGAGCAUCACCGACGAGCUCCGAAACGUGCGAUGCUCCACCAGUGAGGUUAUAACGGCCCGGAUCUGCUUUUGGUCACCCUUCCCGGCAGCAUGGCUCCAGCCCGGAGGGACUGCAGCGGCUGGGAGAUGUUCCUCCCGACGGGAUGCCUGCUCCUCCUGUCUGUUUUGCUCUUCCAACCCGCCCUGGCCAAGGUGUGCAACGACCGCACCAAACACACGCAGGACAACAGCUGGUUCACCAGAGACGGGGAAAAGUUGCCCAUCAUGGUUCUAAUGCCCAUGAACGAGUCGGCCCUGAUGAGCAGCAUCAGCCAGGGGAUCGAACCCGCGGUCCAGCUGGCUAUCCAGCACAUACGGGAGACCAGGGCGUACUCAUUCUCCCUCAUCACCAAAAUCUACGACACCGAGUGCGACAACGCCAAGGGGCUGAGGGCCUUCUUUGAUGCCAUAUGCUACGGUCCCAAACAUCUGAUGAUCUUCGGAGGUGUCUGCCCCUCUGUCACCUCCAUUAUUGCAGAAUCCCUAGAAGGCUGGAACCUGGUGCAGCUGUCCUUUGCUGCAACGACCCCCGUUCUGGCAGACAAGAAAAAUACCCCCAAUUUCGUCCGAACUGUCCCAUCGGACAAUGCUGUGAACCCGGCUGUGGUCAAGUUCUUGAACUACUACAACUGGAGCCGUGUGGGGACCCUAACGCAGGAUGUGCAGAGGUUCUCAGAGGUGAGGAAUGACCUGACUAAUGAGCUCGAGAAAGCAGAUAUUCAGAUCGCAGAUACGGAAAGUUUCUCGAACGAUCCCUGCAUCAAUGUCAAGAAGCUCAAGGAUAAUGAUGUGAGAAUCAUCAUUGGCCAGUUUGAUGAGAACUUGGCCUCGAAAGUCUUCUGUUGCGCCUACAACCUGAACAUGUUUGGCAGUAAGUACCAGUGGGUUAUCCCCGGCUGGUACCAAGGCAACUGGUGGGAGCAGGCCAACACCACCAACUGUACCACCAAGAAGCUGCUGACCGCCAUGGAGGGAUACAUCAGUGUGGACUUUGAGCCGCUUAGCUCUCGACAGACCAAGGGGAUCUCUGGAAGAACCCCAAAAGAAUAUGAAAGGGAAUACAGCCAAGAGCUGCAGCAGAAAGGUGUGGAGGCCAGCAAGUUUCACGGCUUUGCCUACGACGGCAUCUGGGUGAUUGCUAAGACCUUGACCCGAGUGAGGGAACUGCUCCGGAUCAAACAACGAAAAGACAUCCAUCACAACUUCACCGUGGAUGAUCAUGAAGUCGGAAAGUUGGUGCUGGACGUGAUGAAUGAGACAAACUUCAAUGGUGUUACAGGCCAGGUAAUGUUUCGAAAUGGAGAGAGAAUGGGCACAAUAAAAUUCAACCAGUUUCAAGAGGGACGGGAGGUAAAGGUGGGGGAGUACAACGCAAUCGCCGAUGAGCUGGACCUCAUCAACAACUCCAUCAGGUUUCAAGGUGUCGAGCCCCCCAAAGAUCGCACAAUUGUGCGCCUGCAGCGUCGCCACAUCAAUGUACCCCUCUACAGCAUCCUGUCCACCAUGACUGUGCUGGGCAUGGUCAUGGCCAGUGCCUUUUUGUUCUUCAACAUCAAGAACCGCAACCAUCGAUUAAUCAAGAUGUCUAGUCCCUACAUGAACAACCUGAUCAUCCUAGGAGGUAUGCUGUCCUAUGCCUCAAUCUUCCUGUUUGGCCUGGAUGGAGGUUUUGUCUCUGACAAAGAGUUUGAGACUCUCUGCACUGUUCGGACAUGGAUCCUCAUUGUUGGGUAUACAACGGCUUUUGGUGCCAUGUUUGCCAAGACCUGGAGGGUACACGCCAUCUUCAAAAAUGUGAAGAUGAAGAAGAAGAUCAUAAAGGACCAGAAGCUGCUGAUUAUCGUGGGUGGAAUGCUGUUAAUCGACUUAUGCAUCCUCAUUUGCUGGCAGAUUGUGGAUCCACUUAAGAGGACUGUGGAGGAAUACAGCUUAGAGCCGGACCCCCAAGGUCGAGACUUUGCCAUCCGCCCCUUCCUCGAGCACUGUGAGAACACCCACAUGACUAUUUGGCUGGGGAUCGUCUAUGCCUACAAAGGCCUAUUAAUGCUGUUUGGUUGUUUCCUGGCAUGGGAGACGAGGAACGUCAGCAUCCCUGCACUCAAUGACAGCAAAUACAUAGGCAUGAGUGUGUACAAUGUGGGCAUCAUGUGCAUCAUCGGUGCCGCAGUGUCCUUUCUGACCAGGGAUCAGCCCAAUGUCCAGUUCUGCAUUGUGGCGCUUGUCAUUAUCUUCUGCAGCACCAUCACACUCUGUUUGGUCUUUGUUCCCAAGUUAAUCACCAUGAGAACCAACCCAGAUGCAGCAACACAGAACCGGAGGUUGAAGUUCACCCAGAACCAAAAGAAGGAAGACUCCAAAACCUCCACCUCAGUCACCAGCGUCAACCAGGCGAACACAUCUCGACUGGAUGGCCUUCAAACUGACAACCACCGCCUUCGAAUGAGGAUAACUGAGCUGGACAAGGAGCUGGAGGAAGUGACCAUGCAGCUCCAAGAUACCCCAGAGAAAACGCCUUAUAUCAAGCAAAACCAUUACCCGGAUGCCAACAACAUCCUCAGCAUACGUAACUUCACAGACGCCAAAGAUGGUGAGAAGUCAAUACUGAAGAACCACCUGGAGCAGAAACCUCAGGCGCAGUGGGGCUCCAUGGAUCCCUCCAGAAUAAACAGAGGGCCGCUGGAGGACAUCAACUCACCUGAACAUAUACAGCGUCGACUGUCCUUGCAGCUGCCCAUCCUGCACCACGCCUACUUACCUUCCAUAGGAGGGGUAGAUGCCAGCUGCACAAGCCCCAAUGGCAGCCCUGGUUCCAGCCCACGGCACAGACACAUGCCCCCAUCCUACAGGGUAAUGGUUUCUGGUCUGUGAGCUUAAUUUGCUCCCCUGCCCGGCUCUGUGCAGCAGAGAAAUACACAGUUCUUUUUUUCUGCAACAAACAGACUGACAUCAUCAGCGUAUGUGCGUAUGUUGUCUCACAACAAGGAGGACGGAGGGGGGAGAAGAGAGGGAGGGUGCCGAGUUUCAUUCUUUGCACCUCUACACCCCAGCCUCUCUUGAGAACGCAAACCCUCCUUGUGGAAGGGACGGGAGGAGAGAGAGCAGCCACUGGAUGACCCUUUUAAACUCCCAUGAUUCACAGCAGCAAACCCUCCAUCACUGGCUCCCCUUGCCUUGGCAUAUAUGCACAUGAGCGCACAGACAUGAAAACACACACUCACACACACUCCCACAGCAGAGCAGCAGUUGGACCAACCCCGACCUGAUGUGUAGCCUUAUCAGCUUCAGAGGGGGGUGGGUCACCUGUUUCUGUUCCUUCUUUGUUAUAUGUCUGUGCUCACGCCAACAUGUGAGCUCAUCAUCUAACUUGAGGAUUUCACUGCUAAAGUUAUGUGAGCGGAAAAGUUGAAAUUUCCAACAAUCUAACAAAGGUUUGAAAAAGUUGACUCCCUGCCCCAACCUCGCAGAGACAUGUAAAUAGAAUCAUUUCUGACUUUGAUGUACUGUAAGCUUUGUACAUGCUGUGAAGGGACAAUUAGAGGUUCUACUGUAAGAGUGGAGCUCUGAAAGAGGCGGUAAAACCUAAAAAAGAACAAAAAAAGGGGGAGCAGCCUGUAAUGAAAGGGAGUUGAACUGGUUUGUGUAAUAUGCGUCGCAAAGCCUGAAUCAACAAACAUCAAACCCCAACUGGGGGUCGAGCCCCAACCAGGGAUCUGUCCCUCUAACGGCGCAAGAUGCACAUCGUCUAAAUUUGCAUCAGUUGGUUUUCUUCAAUUUUCACAUCGAACCUUACCUUUAAGAGUUUACAACUUGCUUAAUACGUCCUCAAUAAGCAUGCUAGAGUAUAGACGCUAAGCCUCUUAAGAAGUUGGCAGGUCGACAUGUGUUAGACAACAGAGCUGAAGAAUGCUACCACUGUUCCACGGUCGUCUCUUAUGUGUGUUAUGCACACUUAAAUGCAAGAAAGCAGUUUAUGAAUUCAGGUGCUCUUCCGGCGAGGCAUCGGCAGCAGGCGCAGAGAGGUCUCCAGGUGACUAAGAUGUCUAUCUCACAUAGUCCAACAGCACAAAGAUCUGAAGUUCCUUGACUCCUUCCGCAGGUGUUGGAAAGGAUGUAGGUCUGCCAGAUCCACAAAAGGUUUGGAUUUAAAGCGGUUGACCCGAAUUUCCACGAGUUAUAGCAAAA